AUGGCGACCGUUAGAGCUGUGACCGUUGUUGUCUUGUGCACUAUUUUAUUAUUUUCUUUGUUAUUUGCUCAAGGAGCUGCAGAUGGCGUUCUUGGAUGUGGAGGAUUCGUCAAAUCAGACGUGGACAUAAAUUAUUCUUUAGUUGAGGUGAAGUUGUACACACCACAUGGCAGUAUCAAGUACCAGACCGACUGUGCCCCCAACACUGGCUACUAUCUGAUUCCUCUCUAUGACAAGGGUGAUUACAUUCUCAAGGCUGAGCCUCCCAAAGGAUGGGGCUUUGAGCCCGUGAGUGUGGAGCUCAAAGUUGACGGGGAGAAUGACCCGUGCAGUAAAGGUGAAGAUAUCAAUUUUAAAUUCACCGGGUUUUCAGUGUAUGGUGUGGUGGUCAGCCUAGGACAGACAACUGGACCAUCAAAUGUCAAGCUUGAGCUGUCCUCAGUAUCAAAGGCUGACUUUCUGCAGUCAACUGUGACCACAGAUGGGGGGAGCUUCACUUUUUCCAAUGUGAUGCCAGGAGAAUAUAAAAUCAAGGCUUCACAUCCAACCUGGCAGUUCAGUAAGGGAGAGCUGCUGGUGCAAGUCAAGAAUGACAAUGCCAAUGUUGGAGGUGGUCUCUCUGUUGGAGGCUAUGAUGUCAAGGGGGAGGUCACUGGAGACGGCCAGCCCAUGAAGUCAGUGAACUUUGUUCUCUUCUCUCAGUCAGGCCAGGUUCAGAAUGUGCCACAGUGUGAGAAGGGGGCUCCAAAAGGGUUUCUUACGAAGGAGACCAAGUUAACACCUAUUUGUUUUGUGACUUCCAAAGAUGACGGGACAUUUGUACUCCCUGUUGUACCUUUUGGGUCGUAUUUUUCUGGUGAGUGCGGAUGCUUGAAUAUAUUUUCUGAUUGUGUUUGUCACAUACAGAUCCCAUUCUACAAGGGAGAGCACAUUACAUUUGAUGUUGCCCCUGGAAAGUUAGACUUCACUGUUGAGCAUGGUUCUGUGCUUCUGCAGCAAAAAUUUGAGGUUGCUGGAUUCUCAGUCAAUGGAAAAGUGUUGGAUAAAGAGAAUGGCGUGGGCAUCGCAAAAGCCACCAUCGUUAUCAAUGGGAAGGAUCAGACGGUGAGUGCCGCCGAUGGCAGCUACAGCCUGGAGAACAUGAAGACUGGCACAUAUACGUUGACUGCCAGGUUGGACAACAUUUUUUUUGAGGAAAUGCAGGUUGAAAUAACACCCAAAACACCACAGUUGCCAAAUCUGGUAGCCUCUGGUUUCAGCAUGUGUGGGAAGAUUAGCAUUGACAGAGUUCCAGAGAGUUUAGGCAAGCUCUCCAGUCAACGGAGAAUUAUUUACUACCCAGAGGGCAGGGGGUCAGAAGCCAAGUCUGUGGUAACAGACUCCAGUGGAACAUUCUGUGAAACUGUGAAGCCGGGGAAGUACAUGGUUAAGGUGUACAUGAGUGAUCCGGAGGUCAAGGCUGGACUAACCUUGACCCCAGCAGAGAAGAUGGUAGUUAUUACCAACAAACCCGUGCUUGAUGUCAACUUUUCACAGUUCCGGGCUAAACUCUCUGGCUCAGUCAAGUGUAUGGAGAAAUGCCUGCCACUUGAAGUGACACUGGACACAGUUGGCAGAACAGACACCCAGUUGAAGGUGCCAGCCAAGCUGUCUAUCAACGAGGCCACAUUUUUGUUUGAGAAUGUCAUGCCAGGAAAGUACAAAGCCUCCAUUGUAUUGGACAGUUGGUGCUGGAAGGAGCGGUCCAUCGAGCUAGAAGUGUCAGACACUGAUCUGACAGGGCUGGAGUUUGUCCACACCGGCUACAUUCUCAAGUGUAGUGUGUCGCACCCCAUCACCAUUAAUUUUGCUCAUGACAAGAAGGAGAAGAAUGUGGGUUCCUUCCUCUUGGACAAAGGUUUGAACCGCUUCUGUCUGGCCCAUCCAGGUGUCUACCAGCUGACCCCGGACUCAUGUCAUCGGUUUGACCAAGAGCAUUACAUCUAUGACACGUCCAACCCCCAGACACUGACCCUGACCGCCGUCCAGCACCUGGCUCAUGGAUCUGUCACCACUGAAGUCCCCGUCGAUGACAUCAUCAUCACUAUCAAGUCCUCAGUGGAUGAUGUCCCUACAACACUAGGCCCACUGAAGCCAAAUGUGACAGCCACUGCUGCUGCGGCAGCCAAGCCUGGGGAUGGGGUGGACAAAGAUGGGAAGAAACAGUCAACUACAACAGUCUACAGCUUCUCUCACUGGACCAGGUCAGGAGAGACAUUGACCAUCUCAGCCAAGUCUGCUAGUCUCCUGUUCUACCCCAGCUCUGUGGAGGUGUUUGUCAGCGGAGAUUCUUGCCUUGGCAACAUUGUGGAACUGGUUGGCCGCCGUGGGGUGUUCAUUGAAGGCAGUAUCAGCCCGCCCCUGGCUGGUGUCACCGUGACAGUGACUGCAGAGGAUGGCAGCAUGGAUCCUGUGGUGCUGACCACCGACAGCAGUGGCAAAUACAAGGUGGGACCUCUUCAUGCCAGCAAGAAGUAUCAAGUGGAUGCAGUCAAGGAAGGCUUUGUCUUCUCUAAAGCCAGUGACAACCCCAGCACAUUCCAGGCUUUGAAGCUCGGGGAGAUUUCUGUUCAGAUGCUGGACGAGGAGGGACUUCCCUUGCCUAAUGUGCUGCUGUCUUUGAGUGGAGACAAGCAGUACCGGUCCAACAAUGUCACUGGAGCACAGGGCAGCAUGAUCUUCUCUGGCCUCAGUCCAGGGCAGUACUUUCUGCGACCAAUGAUGAAGGAGUACAGGUUCGAACCUGCAUCACAGAUGAUCAACGUCCAGGAAGGGAGCACGGAGAAGAUAACCAUCAAAGGGGCCAGAGUUGCUUUCAGUUGUUUUGGUAAAGUCACCUCCCUGAAUGGAGAGCCUGAGCCCCAUCUCAUCAUCGAAGCUCUGGGCCAGGGGGAGUGCCAGCAGUAUCAGGAGGAGAGCAAGACCGAAGCAGACGGCUCCUACAGGAUACGGGGGUUACAGCCAAAGUGUACCUACGACAUCCACUUGAAAUCAGGGGACGUGAACACACACAUAGAGCGCACUGCCCCCCAGUCAAGGCUUGUCAGUGUUGAAGCCUCUGACUUACAUGAGAUCAACAUCAUUGCUUUCCGACGCAUGAGCCAGAUGGACAUCAGUGGCAAUGUCAAGACAGAUAUCAAGUUCCUGCCUACAUUAAAGGUUCGCCUGGUCAGCGAGGCCCAGCCGGACACACCCAUACAGACGAUUUCUCUCAGCAAAUCCACUUUCUUCUACCUGCCCUCGUUGGUGAUCGACAACAAGAACUAUUUACUUUCCUUGGAGAGCAGUUUGUCCAGGUCUGAGUACGACUACAAGCUGUCUUCUGUAGAGUUCCCUGCCAACAGGUCUCACAGACACUUCACCUUUGAGUUUAACCCUAAGCCAAGAGCAGUUGAUCAAGAUCUCAACCAGGGCUCCUUCCUCUUUCUGCCGUUUGUUGCUAUAGUCAUCGCCCUGGCCUACAACUACAACACUGUGAUUCCUUAUGUCCUUGGUUUGUACCAGCAAGUUCAGAGUACAGCACUGAAGUCUCCAUCAGCAGCUUCAUCAUCAUCAGCAUCGUCCUCGUCAUCUACAGCCGCGGCUUCCCCUUCUGAUAUCCCCAUCCCCCCAGAGUUUAUGGGUGCAGAAUCAUCACCGGUGAAGCGAAAAGUGAAACCCAGGAAGGCCCAGUGA
Molecule: messenger RNA, 3714 nt
Organism: Candidula unifasciata
Lineage: Eukaryota; Metazoa; Mollusca; Gastropoda; Stylommatophora; Geomitridae
Source: the annotation of a GenBank genome assembly